UUUUUAUCUCAGUGGGGCCGCUAGCCGCAGUUAUGGCGGCGCACAUGGAUAGCGAAACAGACGACGAUGUUCUGCAAGUGGAGGACGAUUAUUAUACGUUCCUCAACAUUGGAAAAAACGCAACUACAGAAGAGAUAACGAAUGCCUACAGGAGAUUAAGUAAGAUAUAUCAUCCGGACAAACAUGCGGACCCUCUCAGAAAACGGGACGCGGAGGUGCUCUUCAACAAGACCCGAAAAGCCUACGACGUGUUGCUGGACCCCCACAAGAGAGCCAUAUAUGACACGCUGGGAGUCAAGGGUCUUGAAACUGAUGGAUGGCAGAUCGUCCAGCGCACUAAGACGCCACAAGAGAUCAGAGAAGAGUAUGAGCGGCUGGCCCGAGAGCAGGAAGAAAGGCGUCUACAGCAGCGAACAAAUCCAAAGGGAAGCAUCAGUGUUGGCAUUGAUGCCACUGACCUUUUCGAGGCCUACUACGAUGACGAUACGAGAGGGUUUCUUCCACAAAUGGAAAUCAAUAGUAUGACUAUCAGCCAGUCCAUCGAGGCUCCUCUCAGCCUGAAUGACACGGUCACAAUGAGUGGGAAUCUGUCGGCACAAAAUGGAACCGGAAGCGGGAACGUUGUAUGCUCCCUGAGACACAUUGUGUCACCAAAAAUGUGGUCGGAGUUUGAAAUUGGUGCUGGGAAUGGCCUCCUCUGUGGAUUCAAGGGCUUCAGAACACUUUCUAAGAGAAGCUUUGCAUCAGCUCAAGGGCUGCUCCAAGUCACGCCAAUUGGCCUGCGGCCAGGCUGCAACCUUGUGCUGGCACGGCAACUGGGCAAGCACACGGUGGGCUACCUGACGUGGAAAGCCGGAUUGCAGUCUGCAAUGAACACCACAGUUGUUUGGGACACCAGCUAUGGGCACUUUAUCGGUGCACUACAGUUUGGCAUCCCAAAUACAUUUGGCAUGGUGAGCUACACCUACAAGUUCCCUGACGAAGGUCGAUUAAAAGGGAGCAUAAAAGUAGGCACCUUUGGAGCAAUUGUAGAAUACGGCUGUGAGAGGAAAAUAUCCCAACACAAUACAGUUGGGGCAACAAUGGUUAUAGGCAUUCCUACAGGAAUAACACUCAAACUGAGAUUGAAUCGGGCCACGCAGAGUUAUGUAUUCCCCAUUUUCCUGUCGGAAGAGCCCCUUCCCAUCGCCAUAUUCUACGGUACAGUGACGCCCCUCGUGGCAUGGUACAUUCUCCAGACCUUUGUGAUUGUGCCUUACACAGAACGACAGAGACAAAGAGAAGCGAAGAGAGCACGUGAGGCCAAUGCGGCCAAGCUGGCAGAGAGGAAGAAGGAAGCCGAGGCUGCGGUGGCGCUGAUGAGCGAGACAUACCUGAGGAUCAAAAGCACCGAGGAAGCAAAGGGUGGUCUUGUCAUCAUUGAAGCUCUCUAUGGAAACUUCUCUGAGGAACAAGAGAACAACGUCUCCCAGGCGACCAUUCGGGAAGUGGUGGACGUCAGGGUUCCGUUACAGUGCCUUGUGAAAGAUUCACACCUCAUGUUGACAGAUGCAUCCAAGAGCAACCUGCCCGGCUUUUACGACCCUUGCUUGGGUGAGCCCAAAUCAUUGCAUGUACGAUACCGCUUCAGGAAUCUGGAGCACGAAGUCAGGCUGGCUGAUGAAGAGGCUGUCCGUAUCCCGAAAGAGUCACAUCUCAUGAGAUCAUCGUAAACCUGAAUGGAAGUGGAAUAGUAUUUCGCUUCGCCUUAUUGAUGAUUUAGAAGAAUUGUAAAGACAAUAAAAUAGAUUUAGAUUUA
Molecule: messenger RNA, 1798 nt
Organism: Dermacentor andersoni
Lineage: Eukaryota; Metazoa; Arthropoda; Arachnida; Ixodida; Ixodidae
Product: dnaJ homolog subfamily C member 11
Biological process (GO): cristae formation
Source: RefSeq, a predicted model, not a curated record